AUGCAACAAAGUGAAUCAACAUUGGCAAUAGCUGAAUCAUUCACAGGCACGAUGCCUACUGCUGAUACUAUCAAUAAGAGGGCUCAGCAGUUUAUAUAUGAUCGAGUUAAUGAUAUUUUUAACGAUGUCUUUAGCUUUUAUGAUUCUAGGACAAUGGAGAAAAAGGAUCCAGCAGCAACUGAAGAAUAUUUCUGCACAAUUGACAGGCAUGUUAAUGGCAUUGGCAAGCUAUGUAAGUCAGGAAUCACCGUCUGUAAGGUCCGUUAUAAAGGCAACACCUGUAUUUUAAUCAAGGACGAAGCUAAGAGAUUAGGCAUGAUAUGGGAUGCACUACGAAUUAGGGUUCAAGCACAAGUAUCCAUCUUUGUGGAUCAUUUUCUGGAUCCUUGUCGAGACUCUGAAUGCUUCCUCAGUGACUUAGUCAAUCACUGGGGUACUAUGCAUGCUAAUUAUCAACUAUUCAUUAAAGAAAUUUCGCCUCUACUAGAGUACAUUGUGAUAAAUUAUCCAUCCGUUGCCAAAGAAGUUACAAGAGAGUUGAAAAUUAGUGACUACUUUGAAAUGUACCUCAUCAGCUUACUGCGGUCGAAGUUAUCAGACCAUUUCAUGCGUUUUCUUGAAGCUUUCCUUUCAUAUCUACGCCAAAAGCCUGUUCUGGCGAGGGCGGACCUUGAGAUGCAGACCCCUCUUACACUGAUGUACAAAUAUAGAAUUCCGCUUGAUAAUGGACUGACUUUGAAGGAUUUUUACUUUGAAAGUAUUGGUAGAUAUUCGCAAGGCAACAUUGAUGUCGUGAUUGAUUUGUUUUUUUGUGAAAACUUAACAAAAUACCUAAUUCGCAAUGCCUUAAUCACAGGUACCAUAUCCGCUAUGUUAAUAAAAGAGACUAAUGAAAUUAUACUCCGAAACACUUUGAUGGAGGAGAACACAGCUCAGAAAUUUUUCGAAAGUAUGAAGGACUACGUCAACUUAAAUUCAAUCAUUGGAGUUUCUCAAGAAAUUUCUAGUCAGUUAGCAAUCAUACUGGCAGUAUUUGAAUCGCGAUCCAUGAUGGAUGAACUCGAGAGAAUAUAUGCCCAAGUCAUAAAGUCAACGCUCAUGAAAGCCAUUACCGAAGGACUUGAGGAAUCAAUGAAAGAGGCUUGCAAACUAGCUUUGCUAGUAAAAGGAUCGUCAUUACUAGACAUCGCUCUGAAAGAAAUUAUAAAAGUACUUGGAGGCCCUAUCAAUGUGAUGGAGCGGUAUUUAAGGCUCUGUGAAAAUUGCAUUCGCAGAAAUAACCAUGAAAUCAUCACAGGAAGGUCACAAGAGUCGGGAAAAGGAAUUGUUUUGUCACUUCUUGUCCCAAAUACUUUGCAAAUUUCUCCACAGUUCCUUGACAUAUAUUCAAGGUCUCUUUUCCGAAGGUUUAUACUACAUGGUCCUACUGUCAUUGAGACAUUGCAAAAUACAUGUUUUCUAGAAUGCCAAUUGCUAGAGCAUUUUACCGACCUUUACAAACUGAGUCCAGAAUUUGAUAGAUUACAGACCUUAAAGAUUGAGAUCUUCAAUUCUUCCCAAAUGGCUCAAAAAUUUGCAUCGGAACAAUCACAACCAGCCCUAGCAAUGACACCUUUGAUUCUGGAAAAGAAUAAGGUACCGCUUGUCUUUCAAGAGAAUGCUACUGCCACUAAUCUUCCCUUGACUGAAGAAAUGGAACAGUCCUGGGACAAACUUACAGAUUUCUAUCGCAUGACUGAUAAGAGAGCACAAUUCAAGAAACUUUUCUUGAUAGACUAUCUGCAGCAUUUCGAGGUUGAAACACAAAUCAUUUUGAGCAAUAGUAAGCCUCUUGUUCUGGAUCUCAGCUUUCAUCAGACACGCGUGCUUUGUUUGUUCAAUGAUUCUGACUCCUUGACUUUGGACGCAAUAUCCAGCAGAUCAAGAAUAAACAGAGGUGUGCUGACUGAAGUUCUAAAAUCGUUUUUGAAUAUAGGAUUGCUCGUAUCAGAUAGUGAGAGCUACUUGCUUAACGAGGAGUUUUCGCCUGAUGAAAGUAAAAUUCGAAAUGGGCUGCUUCGAGUGCGGAUGGGAGUCACAGAUAGUAAGUCUUCUCACCUUAAAAGGAUCGAAAGUCCGCUCCAUAUGGAAGGCCAAGUUUCAUACUGGAAACAGGAAUUGAUAAGAGCAUGUAUUGUUAGGUCCUUAAAAGGUGAGGAACGAGGCUUGAAACCCAAUGAUCUCUUUGCCAAAGUUAGAUCGCAAAUCUACGGUACUAGCGUUGGUGAAUUCAAAGACGCAUUGAAGAAAAAUGUGGACGACAAGAUGAUCACAAAAUGGAGAAAUUGUUACAAGUAUUGA
Molecule: messenger RNA, 2340 nt
Organism: Torulaspora delbrueckii
Lineage: Eukaryota; Fungi; Ascomycota; Saccharomycetes; Saccharomycetales; Saccharomycetaceae
Gene: RTT101
Product: cullin RTT101
Exons: 1
Coding region: 1-2340 (779 amino acids)
Biological process (GO): protein ubiquitination
Cellular component (GO): Cul3-RING ubiquitin ligase complex
Molecular function (GO): ubiquitin protein ligase binding
Source: RefSeq, a predicted model, not a curated record